Molecule: messenger RNA, 966 nt
Organism: Papaver somniferum (opium poppy)
Lineage: Eukaryota; Viridiplantae; Streptophyta; Magnoliopsida; Ranunculales; Papaveraceae
Exons: 2
Coding region: 1-966 (321 amino acids)
Source: RefSeq, a predicted model, not a curated record
AUGUUCCAUGCAGCUCCCAAGACUUCCAAUGUGAAGGGUCACUUAUUCCUCAAGGCCUAUAACGGGGAACAUAAAUGUUGUGCUGGUGAUAGUGAUGGAACAAAGGAUGAUCCGGUUACGCGCGAACUUAUCAAGAGUUUGAUAUUUAAGCAGAUUGAACAGAAUCCCAACAAGAAAGCCAGGGAUAUUGUUAGAGAACUCAAAAGUGAUUAUGGGUUGGAAGUGAGCUACGAUCAGGCGCAUGCCGGGAAAGAAUUAUGUUUCAAGGAAUUAUAUGGCGAGGACAUUAAAUCAUACACUGACUUGAGAUGGUGGUGUGAAGCCGUGAAGAAACACGAUCCAGGUAGUAGGGCUGAUUUAGUUGUUGAAGGUGGCGAGUUUAAGAGUUUGUUCUUAGCCUUCGAUGCUUGCAUCUCUGGUUUCGAAUAUUGUCGCCCGGUACUGUUCUUGGAUGCAACUUUCCUAACUGGAAAAUUUAGGGGUUGUCUUAUGGCGGCUACCGGGAAGAAUGUGAAUAAUGGAAUAUUUCCUCUGGCAUAUGGUAUCGUAUCAGCUGAAACUGUUGAGAAUUGGCAUUGGUUCUUGAAGAAACUAGAAUCUAUCUUGGGUCCUCGUGUACUAACUUUUAUUUCGGAUCGCCAUGAGGGUUUGAUCCAAGGGAUUCGUGAUGUUUUCCCAACUUUCUAUCAUGCUUGGUGUUACCAGCAUUUGAAGAAUAAUGUCCGCAGUAAGACCAACAAGAAAAAGGGAGAGCAUUGUGUUGCGAUGGGUUUGUUCAAAGAAUGUUUCUAUUCAUCGACUCAUGAAGGAUUUGAUCAGGGUAUGAAAAAGUUGAAGGAUAUGGAAUGUGAUGGUCUUCACAAAUUCUUGAGUGAGAUUCCAGUGGAAUGUUGGUCCAAUGCACAUUGUCUGGGUUGUCGUUACGGUGACAUGUGUUCAAACAUUGCAGAGUCCUUUAACUCUUAG